AUGGAGCCGGGGGGGUCUCUUAAAGGGGCUUCUCCCCGCGCGGCGAUCUGCACGCCCGCUCCCGCCGCUCUCUCGCUCGCCGCCCGCGCUCGGCUCCGCAGGAAGGGGCGGAGCGGAGGGCGGGGCCGCACCGCGGCUGAUAGAGCGGGGCGGGGCCUCUUAAAGGGGCGGCCACCCCCGCCCCCCCCCCCCCCAACCCGGCCGCGGCCCUGCCAGCGGCCCCCGCACCUGGGGAAACUGAGGACCGGACGGCGACUUCUGUACCCCCGGGAACAGGUGCCCUGGAUCCCGGCCAGCCGGGUGGCCUCUCGCUGGCGUAACUGGCUGAGCGCGCUCCCCAGCGGAAAGGUCGCCCGGCGGUCGCCUCCGGGCUCUGGGGUCCCGGCAUGA
Messenger RNA from Rangifer tarandus platyrhynchus (Svalbard reindeer), 390 nucleotides. The record is from the annotation of a GenBank genome assembly. Lineage: Eukaryota; Metazoa; Chordata; Mammalia; Artiodactyla; Cervidae.